Messenger RNA from Mycena citricolor, 1958 nucleotides. The record is from the annotation of a GenBank genome assembly. NCBI's taxonomy places the organism in Eukaryota, Fungi, Basidiomycota, Agaricomycetes, Agaricales, Mycenaceae.
CACACAAAAAAAAGCUCACUCGAGCUCUCGGGAUUAUAAAAGAAAUUACCAGCCGCCAGUGAGUGACAGGUUGAAUCUGUUCAAAACAAACAAAUCGGCUUGUCAUCUGAUUGAUCGCAUCCGAUCAAACGUCGGCUAUGGCCGCCAUAAAGUUAUGCUCCCCCACCCAUCUCACAAUGGACCAUGUCCUUCAGCAGAUUAUCUUCUCCCUAGUUCAUGCAGGAUGUUCCUCAGAUCUUGAUAUCAGGGUUCCACGGAGAGACUGGAAUCUUUUUGGCCAGAUUGAGAUGGCUGGCGAUAAGUGAAAGUACCAGGUCCAGAACCACGGUACGUAGCUUUCGGCCUCUUCGCUUCAGAACGUUCGUUUGUUUUCUUUGAUCACAGAACCUUUCUCGCAUUUAGAUCCACGCACGUCCGGUACGACUCAGCCGGCAACCACCACCAUCCACGCGGCCCAGUCGUGUCCAGCCACCUAAAGCACGGUGCAAGCGCGGAGGUAGACAACAUACCGCAGCCACCCUCUUCCUCCCCCAUCCAUCAUGACACCCCCCAACACACGGUCGAACACACUCUCCCGCCGCUCGUCCGACUCGCACUACUCUGCGGCGAAAGAGGGAUCGCAUUCGGGCCCGUCGUCGCCCAUGUCCCUCCCCGCAUCGCUCCCGUCGCAGCGCGGCUCGUCCAUGGCACGCGCAAGCUGGUCGCUACACCGCGACGACAUCCCCCCGCGCCCACGCCCACGCCCUCGUACGCGCGCGCGGACGCCCGAGGGGUCGACGGCCGCCAGCCCGUCUUGGUCGCCGGCGCCGGCCAGCCUGCUGCUGGGCGAGCGCAUGCCAUCCCCACCACCCCCGCGACACUUAUGGUCGCCGUCACAGGACAGCACGAGUGUUGUCAUGUCCUCGUCGCCGACGGAUUUUCUCGAUUUCGAGGCCGACACUGCCGCAGCAGCGAAGGGCGCUGAGGAGGCGCAGGUGGAGGCUGAUUACGUCGAGACGCUGGCGAAGUGUACCGUGAACGCACGCUAUUGGUUCGUGCACGACCAGAUGACGUACUUCAAGGUCGAGAACGAAAAGUUCUGCGUCCAUCGGCACUUCUUGGAGCGCGACUCGGUGUAUUUCCAAGAGCUAUUUGCAGGACCCCUCGGGGACUAUGGCAGGACGGAGAAUGAGGCGAUUCCGCUGGAGGAUGUCACCGGCGCCGAAUUCGAGUGUCUGCUGGACUUCUUCUAUAACGGCAUGUACGUCCACACCGCAUUCUCCCUCGCACAGUGGGUCUCGCUGCUCUCCGUCUCCUCCCGGCUCCAAUUCGAGCUCCUGCGCAACCACUCGAUCCAGCAGAUCGAGGCGCACCAAACGCCGCUGGACCCGAUCGAUCGGCUCGUCCUCGCGACCAAGUACGACGUGCCCGAAUGGCUCGCGCCGGCGUUCACGGCGCUCUGCCAGCGCGCUCAGCCGCUCGAGGAGUGGGAGGCCGAGAAGAUCGGGCUCCGGAACACCGUCCGCGUCGCGAAGGCGCGCGAGGUGUUUCGCGACCGCGUCCUCGGCGUGCUGGGCUCUGGCGUGCCCAGUCCUGCCCCCAGUCCGGUGUAUUCGUAUUGGCGCCCUUCGGGACGUGUGCCGAGUCCGGUUGCGUCGCCAACGAUCCGUGUCGAUGCGGAUCGGCGGUCGGAUGCGAGAGCCUCGAGGAUUGUUGAUGAGCUAUUCUUCAGGGAGCAGUGAGUUUGUCUCUUGGACGUUUAAAAUCCACAGUGUGGAGUAUGGUCGAGGAACUUUAUCUCGCCAAGUGAGCGGGCCUCGAGCAUCUUUUCGAUCAAGUAACCGUGGUACUAUGUAGCUAAAGAAUUGUUUUUUUGUUUUGUUUCUUGUUCAUCGUUGGAGAGUCCUUGUCGAUUUACCAUUGUUCGGAGUGACGCGUCGUUCGGCUGGCCGUUGAUUCCCCUUCUGGAUCUUUCGGUG